AUGAAGGAUGAAGGCAGGCUGAGUAAUUGUGGUCUCACAGAUGAAGGUUGUGCUGCUUUGGCUUCAGCUCUGAGAUCAAACCCUGAACACCUGAGAGAUCUGAAUGUGUCCUGGAAUAAACUAGGAGAUUCAGUGACUCUUCUCUCUGCUGUACUGGAGGACCCUCGCUGUAAACUGGAGAAACUGUGGUUGAGUUAUUGUGGUCUCACAGAUGAAGGUUGUGCUGCUUUGGCUUCAGCUCUGAGAUCAAACCCUGAACACCUGAGAUAUCUAAAUCUGUCCUGGAAUAAACUAAGAGAUUCAGUGACUCUUCUCUCUGCUGUACUGGAGGAUCCUCACUGUAAACUAAAUAAGCUGGGGUUGGUUAAUUGUGGUCUCACAGAUGAAGGUUGUGCUGCUUUGGUUUCAGCUCUGAGAUCAAACCCUGAACACCUGAGAGUUUUGAAUCUGUCUAGUAAUAAAAUAAAAGAUUCUGGUGUCAUGCAGCUCUGUGCUGUACUGGAGGAUCCUCACUGUAAAAUACAAAAACUGUGGUAA
This is a messenger RNA of Danio rerio (zebrafish), 537 nucleotides long. The record is from RefSeq and is a predicted model, not a curated record. NCBI's taxonomy places the organism in Eukaryota, Metazoa, Chordata, Actinopteri, Cypriniformes, Danionidae.